Molecule: messenger RNA, 10364 nt
Organism: Xyrichtys novacula (pearly razorfish)
Lineage: Eukaryota; Metazoa; Chordata; Actinopteri; Labriformes; Labridae
Source: the annotation of a GenBank genome assembly
AUGGUGAGGGUGGUGUAUUCUCCCAGCAUGGGGCCCACACUGGUGCUUCUCUUCACGUUCAUAUCAACAGCUGCUGCAGUCACCAAUAACAGCGUGAACGGGUCUCAACAUCACAGGCUGGUCAUUGGUUUCCAGGCUCCAUGGAACGUGUCCUUUCCAUUCAGCGCCCUGCGGCUCGGCUCGGCCAUACAGAUAGCCGUGGAGAAGGUGAACACCAAUCCUUCCUUCCUGGGGAACUACAGUCUGGAUUUCGUUUACACUGACACAGACUGUAAUCCCAAAACUUCCCUGGGAGGGUUUAUUCACCAGGUGUGGAAAGAAAACGUGUCAGCGCUGAUUGGUCCGGCUUGUCCUGAGGAAGCAGAGGUAUGAUUUAUGAGAUGUAACUUGUUUUACAAUGAAAGGAGUUCCACAGGUGUCUGUAUUUAGCCCACAUCUCUUUAUAUAAUGUAUUAACAUUUGAGGCAGAUGGCAAUUCACCUUGACUCCAGUUCUGGACAAGGUUUCUGCCUGUUAAAGCAAAGUUUUUCACAACCACAUUUAACAUGUUGGACUCAUGUUAGGUUUCUAUACAACAAAUAGCUUAGUCUAGACCUGCUCUUUUUGUAGCGUUUGGGGUAACAUUUCUGAAGAUCUAAAAAAUGAGAAAGUGCAGAAAAAUCCAGUCUUUUGGGUACUGGUUUGAUUUAAAGACUCCAAAAUUCAAGACUUGGCAAAUUGGUUUCAAGCAGUAGGUACAGCUCCACAGUUGCACGGAAUCUGCACGUUGUGGAAUUCGUUGAAAUCAAUUAAAGUCAAAAAGCAGAAAAACAGUUUGAGUCUUUUUCCAUCUGUGACUUAUCUACCAGUGAGACCUAUACUCUGGAUUUUAUGGUAAAUGUACAGUCACCAACAUUAUCCUUUUUUUCUUUAAAGAUAAUUUUUGGGAGCUGCUAAACCAAUUUUGAUUGGAAGAUAUUGGUAAUUUUGCACAGGAACGAGAGGAAGUUGACAUAACAAAUACCGCCAAGAUCAGGAAUCAAUCCUAGAACAGUGUGAGAAGGACUGAGGCCUUUGUACAUGGGGUGCCAGUCCUACCAGCUGAGCCAAUCUCAGCCAGUGAUAUUUGUCUGAUUAAAUGGUGUGUUUUCUUUUUGUUCACUCUCAUAAUACCAUGAAAUUUUUACAUUCCAGGUCACAGGUCUCAUUGCGUCCACCUGGAACAUCCCCAUGUUCGGCUUUGUGGGACAAUCCUCCAAAAUGGACAACAGCAAAAUCUACGACUCCUACAUCAAAGUGGUUCCACCUCUGAAAAGAAGCGCUGAAGUCCUGAUCAAAACCUUGGAGUUCUUCGGCUGGAGUCACAUAGCGAUGAUCGGAGGGGGUUUGGAUUCAAACACUUGGGACAAAAUUGACGCUCUGUGGAAAACAAUUGAGACUCCACUGAGAGAAAGAUUCAAUUUAGCAGCCGCGGUCAAGUUCGAUGCUAGCAAUCCUAAGCUUGUUUAUCAAAAUGUCAGGUACAUCUCAACAGUUGCCAGAGGUAAGGAAAGACCAAGCACCAUGUGGACAACUCCAACUUUUUAGAAUCAUCUUUUCAUAUGUUACUUUGCUUCUUUUUUUCUGUAUUUGCUAAACGUUUCCUGUCAUGCUUCAGUCAUUGUGGUGCUAACAAACAGGGAAGACUCCACAACUCUGUUGCUGGAGGCAGAGCGGCAGGGCCUAAUGAACGGCGACUAUGUUUUCUUCUUGGUUCAACAUUUUGAGGUCAGUGGCCCAGUGGUGAGUAAAAACUUGAAUUAACAGUCACAGACAUGUUUGGAGGAGUUGACGCUUUGAACACUUGAUUAGAAACAAAUUCUGGAUGGUUCAAAAACGCUGGAAAAGAAAUCCCACAGGAAGAAUGGAUCAAAAAGAAAAAGAAAGAUAGAGCCUUCCUAAAUCAACUCUACCAGUUUGUGCUUGCAAGGCUUCACUGUCAAGUAGACUUAAACAAAAAAUCUUAUACACAGGUCCGAUGUCAUGAAAUAAGCUUUGGGGGAAACAGAAAAGAUUUUGUAAAUCCGGUUACAGCCAGCACAUUCAAUGUUGCAAAAGCAGGGCAGCUUGGUUAGAUAACUGCACCAAAAUGACUUGCAAAUACUUCAACUGUCUACUUGAGGCCAGCUGCAGAACCCUAUGUUGAAAUCCCCAUUGUUAAAUCAAAAUUAAACAUCCUCUGCUGGCCUAACAGCAAAAUAAUAUCACUUCAACAAGUGGAAAUGAGGACAUAACAGCCCCACCUUGAGGCUGAGUGAAAGGUUUAUAGAUGCCACACAGAGGCUGACAAACACAGGCUCGCAGCAGUUGAUAGUAUCAGCUGUUGUUGGCAGAUUUCAUCAGCUGGAGCCAGCCAGCUAAUAAAGCUAACGUUAACCCCAUGAGUUUGUUGACAACAUCAUCACCAGCUGGCUUGUUAAAUAAAAGGAAUGUUUAACUUGCACCUGAUGGCAAAAUAAUGGGCUGAGUUUCAUCCCAGUGUCCUCAUCAGCCAUUAAACCGUGCAACUCUAAAAAUGAAAACAGAGCAUGUAGAUUAAAAUGGCUGUAGAUUAAUAAAACAGAUUGUGACAAAUUCGUCAGAAAGUUAGAUCUCCUAUAAAAACAUGUUCUCCCUCAGCUCAUAACUAAAUCAUUAUUUAUGUGUUUCUUCUCCUGAGCAGGAUAACUCGUGGAAAUAUGCCCUCAACAACCGAAUUAACCAAGCAGCUAUUAGAGCUUUCGACAUGGCCUUCAUCAUUGGCCAGAAAUCCUACGAAGGGUACGAGUAUUAUGACUUCUAUGAGCGAGUCUUUGAGAAACUAAAAGAACCCCCAUUUCAGAGCAACCUGACAUCCGACAAAGAGGUAAGCUGCCAUGAUAGGAAGGUAAAUCAGACUGAAGACAGUAUCUCUAAGGUGUUGGAGAACUUUAAAGAACCUUUUGUUUUUUUUCAGGUUAGCCCUUACUCGGCCUAUCUGCACGAUGCUGUGCUGCUCUACGCAAUGGGGUUGAAAGAGGUUCUGAAAGAUGGCCACGACCCUCAUGAUGGACAGCAGCUGUUACGAAGAUUAAAGAACAAAAACAGCAUUCGGUUUUAUGGUCAGUAGCAGUUUUGACGAAUUUGUAGAGUGCUUAAAAAAAAUACACAAAGACAACAAAAAAUAUAAAACAUGAGUUACAUGAUGAAGUCAACCUCAUCUUAGAUAUCCAAGGUAGGGUGACCAGACGUCCCCGAUUUGCUAGCUUAUUCAACUCAUACUGGGCUGAGAUAACAGACAGUGAAUGGUAUUUACCUUGUGGAAAUAUUCCUGCUAGUUUGAGUUUUUGAGCAAAAGGAAAAAGGAAGUCAUAAUGGUGAAAUGUAAGCUGUCCUCAUACUUUAAACCAGUAGAAACAAUUCAAUGCUUUCUUACCCUUGAUCACACAUUUCCAUCUUUGCAGGUGCCUCUGGACUAGUCCAUUUUGACGAGGAGGGGGAGAGAAAUUUGGACUAUUCCAUUUAUGACUUGCAGCACUUAGGCGAUGCCACCAAGUUUGUGCCCAUCCUUCAUUUUGACAGUCACACGAAGACUAUUCGGUAAGAAACGCUUUGCAUUGUGGGAAAACCUUAGUGUUUUGAUUCUUUUAUAAUAUCAUACAAAACGUCUCAUUUCAGAGCAACGCCUAAUUAUCCAUCUAUAAUCUGGCCAAAGGGGAGACCUCCAUCAGACAAACCAGAAUGUGGUUUCAACAACGAACUCUGUGAAUGGUUAACUAAUGGUAAAGUACCAACCUGGCAAAAUAACCAACCAACAAAAACACCAGUUUCUUUUCUAUACGCUGACCUUCAUGACCAGUCUUAAAAUCUAAGACUCUUCAAUUCAGAUGUCAUCCUGUUGGCUCUUCUCGUGGCGUUCCCCGUCAUUGGCGUGCUGGCAGUUCUGUGCAUCGGCGUCCUCAUCCUGCAGAAGUUCCGCCUGCAGACCAGGCUUGAUGAUUCCUACUGGUGGCUGAUCAACUACAACGACAUCACCAUCAUCAAGGAGCCAAUCGUAUGGGCGCUUAAAUAUCUUGGUACAAAAUUGAAUAUACAUCAGUAUGCUUGGCUGGUAUAUGUUUAAACUCUUGUUUGGUGCUUCUUUCGCCUCGUGCAGGGAGGUCAAGGUUUGUCUCUCGCCACCACAGCCAGUCAGAGUAUGAGCAGCAGCUCCCAGUCCACUUUCUCCUACAGCAGCUUCGGCCUGAUGGACAAGACAGGGAAGGAACACGUCUACACCACCAUCGGUCUCUACCAAGUAUGAGGCUUUUUUUUUUCACAUUUGAAACUUUUUAACUGAUGCUAAUUACAGGGAGUCUUGGCAGUGUUGACAGCAUCAUAAAUUGGCUUGACAGCAAAAACACUGGUGAUUUAUAAUAAGUGGGAGCACAGAUGCACAUCUUUGCAUGUGUGUAACAUGCAAAAGAAAACAGGUUGUGAACUCUUGCCCAUCUUACUCUUUCACGAAGGUGUCUUAUACUGAAAGUACUAGUACUGACUUAGGACUAUAGACCUGGCUUUUUUGGUCUUCAAGAUAGAAACACGCCACCUGAACACAACUCUUUUUUUAGACAACACACCUUUUGAUAAAACAGGUGAUAUUUGUAAAUAUAAAAAAAUUAGGAGAACUGCACAGCAUGCACAGUACGUUGUGCUUGGUGUACAAAAGGAGCCCUCUGUGAAUAGCUUAGCACUAUAACCUUUUUUUGUCUGAAUUCUUUUGUUUACAGCCACUGGACAAGGCAGGAACUAAGCAAGUAUGUGUUCAACUGUCAAAUUGCUUGAUUUCAUCACAUAAACUUUUUGAUUCUUAAGAGUAAGAGUGUGUAAUUUCAGAUAUUACCUCAUCAUUUGUUGUACAAUAAUUUUUUAUACCGGGGGGCCCCACACUUUUGGGACCCCCAAAAUAACAUUGCCAGAGACUCACAACCCACACUGUUACUUAAGGUGGUUCAAUGUUGCUCAAAGCAUCAGGUAAGGGCCAAAAGGUCAAUUCGGAUAGAGAGACCACAAGCAAACCUUAUGUUUAGACAGUAGCAGUGAUAGACAGACACACACACACAGGCUUACCUGUGCAUCUCCUAAGACUUUGAUUUGCAUGGGUAUACAUGAAUUUUAACCACUUUUAUUAUAGUCAUGAUUAAUGUAUGCAAUCUUAAAUAUUUAUUCAAAAACUUCUAAUUUUGUUUGAAAGGUAUCUUGCAACCUCCCAGUGAAGAGAUCUGCACCCUUGCUGCCACAUAUCUGCGUCCUCAUUGAUGUAUAUCUUUUAUGUCUUACAGGGAAAUCAAGUGGCCAUCAAUUACAUAAAGAACCCUGUUUGCACUAAUAUCCAGAAACCCUCAAUCAUCAAAGAAUUCGACUUGGUAAAGUUCAGCUUUCAUUCGUUGCUUGGUUCAUCUAGGCUCUGUUCCUUUAUAUUUAAAAUUGGCUGUUUGGUUGUUUGCCUAAGAAUCUCAAUCUUUUCAAGACAGAUGAAAGAGAUGAAACAUGAGAACCUCGUUCAGUUUUUUGGUGUUUGUAUUGAGCCACCAAAUGUCUGUAUCGUCACCCAGUACUGCAGGAAGGGCAGCCUCAAGGUCAGUGUUUCUCUCUGCUCUGCAAGCUGUAAAAAACUAACUUUUUAUUUCCUGUUUAUCCGGACAAAGGUGGAUGAAGUUGCUUUUUUUAAACUUUCUGAUAUACCACAACGUACUGUAUAUUUUGCAGUUUCUUGUGUUUUGUUCAUCUAACAGUAAAAAUGUUGUAGUUUUAAGACAGAAGCUGGACUUCAAGCAUGGAACACUUGCUCAAAACAAUCAAUUUUGUUAUAUUUUAGAGUGUCUACAUACAGGGUUAAAUAAUUCCAUCUUAAAUAGUGUGCACUCUUAAAUGUUGAAUUUUCUCUGCAGGAUCUACUGAAGGCCUCAGAUGUGGAACUAGACUCCAUGUUUAAGCUCUCCUUUGCGUACGACAUCGUCAAUGUGAGUAAAUUCGUUUUUGCUGCAUGUCCAAUUCCUAAAACGGCCUAACAUUAAAAAAUGUUAUACUCAUGCACAGCCAAGAUAAGAUUUUACAACACAAUACAGUAUUUAAAAGGUCCAAAGAAUAAAUCAACCAAUAUACGAAUCCCCUACUUCAUUUGCUCAUCCGAUAAACCAUACCUUUGGCUCAGUCCUUUUAAUUGAUGCUUUAGGUGAAGGUGCAAAACUAGUGUUACAUUUGAACAAAACAAUGGCUCAUUUGUGUUGUUUACACUGCUUCUUUGUGUGUCAGGGAAUGGAGUUCAUCCACAAGAGUAACCUGAAAUUUCAUGGCAACCUCAAGCCCAGCACGUGUUUGGUGGACAGUCGUCUCCAGAUAAAACUCUCUGGCUUUGGACUGUGGGAGUUUAAAAACGUAAACAAGAACAAGAUCAUCUCUUUGGAAAACCCCAACUAUGACGGUCAGUGAGUGUGAAAUUACAAUACUUUAUUUCUGUCCUAAGAAAGAAACUCUCAAUGGGAGUCAGUCUGAAACCUCAAAGUUCGUUUCAGUUAUAUGUGGAGGGAUUUAACCAUGGGCAUUGGCCAAAGUGCCUCCAAACACAUGGGUAUAGACCUACAUCAAACCAGUGGACUGAUUCAUGUAACAUAAUACAUAAUCAUUUGGCAUGAAUGAGCCAACACUUAGCAUACCCAUGUCAUGUAAACUUAUGUCCACUUAGGUGCAGCAGUCAUCUUUGUCAUUGCCAAAAGGCCUCAGUGGUGCUUCUCCAUUCUAAUGGUCUGUCCUAUUUCAUUUGAGAUUUUUAGGUAGUCUGACUUGUUCGUUGUGUUUGUGUUGUAGAAAUGUACUGGACAGCCCCUGAACUUCUCAGACAAGUUGGUCUCCCUGUCAAUGGAACACCCAAAGGUGACGUCUACAGCUUUGCUAUCAUCAUGUGGGAGCUCAUGUACAACAAGGCCUUCCCGUAUCAAGACAUCAACUUGGAGCCAAAAGGUUGGAAUCGUUUACUUCUGAGUCACUUCCAGGUCUGAAAUUUGUUGGACACACUUGAACAGACCGAAGGUUGGCAUGGAAACGGAUCAUCAGAUCUUAACAGAGGGAUUUAGUUCUCUUCAAAGUCAACAGCAUGACCAUAACAGACCAUCAAGUUGGCGACAUCCUGACGAAGUCUUAAAACAUCCUGACCUGAAGACUUGAAAGAAACUUCUUAUUAUUGUAGCUUUUGUAGGGUGGGAUGUUAACAUUUAAUAACUGGCUGAGGCAUCUAAGAUGAAUCUGGUCUUUGUUUGUAUAGACAAUCAUUCUGAACAAUUGAAAAUCGACAGGCCAAAAGUACCAGCACUCAAGCUACUCAUCCCAAAAUUCCAACACAAUAAUGAUAGUCUAUUCUUGUUUCAUGCUUUCUAAAGAAAUUAUCAUGCAAUUGCGGACACCCUUCCAAGGGGAGCCCCUCCGACCACCACUGUCCGAUGAGCUGUGUGAUGAGAACAUCAAGACGCUGCUGAGGUCCUGCUGGAGUGAAACCCCUGACCACCGGCCACCAUUUGGGUCUAUAAGGAGACAGCUGAGAGACAUCAGUCCCGAUAGGUAAGCCCUUUCACAUUUUUGUGACCCACCUCAAUGAUGGGAAACCGUUAACUGUUUUCAUCAUCACUUGUUUGGGCCUAGAUAAAAAGCAUACUUAACAGUUGCAUAGCUUGAUGAUACCUCAAGAAAUCGCACAUGGAAAUAGGGUAAUGUGAAGCCAUAAUCAAAACUGUGUACCUCUUGCAAGGCUAGAAUACCGUAAAGCUUUUCUUCAUAUAGGACCCUUUUUUACUCAUAUUUGUAUAGAAACGUAUAAAAUGCCCUCACAGUGAUUCAAGAUGAUUUCAUGUUCCAUGGCCUAUGCAUUAACUUUCCCCCUAAUAUGAGAUAUCCCUCAAGACAACAACCAACCCCGCCUGAAAAAAACCACAUCCUCAACAGUAGGCUAUCAUAAUUUUCUGUACUGUAGUCAUGCAAAUAUACUGGAUAAUAUGGUGGAUAAGUUGGAGAAAUAUGCAAAUCACUUGGAGGAGGUGGUCGAGGAAAGGACCAAUCAGCUCACAGCAGAGAAGGCCCGUGCAGACAAGCUUCUGUCCAGCAUGUUACCAAGGUACCAGAUGUUACUGCAACAAAAUGGUUAUUGCAUGAACUCAAUUAGCAGUCUAUGGUAACCCAUUCAAAGUAGACCAUGACGCCACCGGAUGAAUGGGCUUCCAUGACCACACCCCUCCCUUAUAUUCAGGUGUGCUGCUUUUAUUGUCGUAGGUACAUUGCAGAUCAGCUGAUGUCAGGGAAAUCAGUGGAGCCGCAAAGCUACGACAUGGUGACCAUCUUUUUCUCUGACAUUGUGGGCUUCACCUCCAUGUGCUCUGUCAGCUCUGCAAUGGAGGUGGUUAACUUCCUCAAUGACCUCUACAGUCUAUUUGACGAUAUCAUCAAGAUCUACGAUGUCUACAAAGUGAGUCACGCACAACACUGGAAAAUCCACUUGAUUGUCAAAUUUCCAGGAGUUAGGUGAAAAGAUUGAUACGACCCUUAGGUUUCUAACGCAAAUGUUAAGCCAUGGCAGGCAGUGGACAACCAUAGUUUGGCACAAAAACCUUAAAAUGGGGUUACAGCUAGCUAUUCUCUGUUCAAAGGCAACGAAAUUGGGAUCAAACUCCAACAUGAUACAUGAUACGGCAUGACACGAUAUGACACCAUACGGUACAACACGAUACAAUACAAGAGGACAUGAUAGGAUAGGAUAGGUUUGUCAAAGCUUUGUCAUUUUUGUACUUCUCUAAAAGGUGGAAACGAUUGGCGAUGCAUACAUGGUAGCUAGUGGUUUACCCAUCAGCAACGGCUAUCAACACGCUUUGGAGAUAUCCACGAUGGCUCUACAUUUCCUGAGUGCCAUCAAGGUCUUCAGGAUCCGCCACAUGCCCUCAGAGAGUCUCGCCAUUCGUAUUGGGAUCCACUCAGGUAUGACACGGUACUUGGUUCGUGACAGUACUGUUUUGUUGUACUGCUUUUUGUUUGGGGGGUACUUGGAAUUAUUUCAGACCAUCUUCAAACUUCUUCUGGAAUAUUUGUUUACAAGUUGUACAAAAUUUGGAAUAACAUUGUAAAAUAAAAGUAUGUUUAAGUAAAUGCCGAACUGGAAGCUUUUUUAAAUAGUCACACUUAGAAUUAGUGGCAUUUUGAAUAUUUAACAGAAUGGAGAGAUUGAAUUAAUGAACACUUUCUUCUACCUUGUAGGUCCAGUGGUUGCUGGAGUGGUGGGCACCACUAUGCCUCGCUACUGUCUCUUCGGUGACACAGUGAAUACAGCCUCUCGAAUGGAAAGUAACAGCCUACGUGAGUGCACUGGAACUAAAUAUUUUCAGAGAUUUAUCUAUAAAUUCUAUGAAUCAAUACCUUACAGUUUAACCUGUACUUGACAGUAUAAGCAGAGAAAAAAAAGCUUACAUUUUCAUCCAUUUGAUAUAUGAUCAUAAGGCCGACCUGCAAAAAACAGACACCGACCUCAGCCAUAGCUUUCCAUUUUGCAACCCAAAGUCUCGAAGAGAUGAGAAGAAAUAAGGUUUUAUGAUGGCUUUCAAAACAUUUAUAGUUCACUAUAUUCAAUUGAAAAUAGUACAAAGACAGAAUAGGAACUAUGUGAAAAACAGACAUGACUCUGUUGUGGAAAUCAGUGCAGGAUGUCACACAACGCACAGAUGUUGUAAAUACAGAUUCCCAAAGUUGGUAGCUUGACUCUUACAAUGUUGGCUGAUUUUAACUUGAAGUACUGUAUAUUAGUUGAUAUUUUAGUGAGUUACUGCUAUGAAAUACCUAGUACUUUCCUCUGUGUGUUUUCCACAGCUCUUAAGAUUCACAUAUCCCAGAGCACGGCUGACAUUCUGGUGCAGGAAGGAUCAUUUGAGCUGGAGGAAAGAGGGGAAAUUGAAAUGAAGGUGACCUGACUCUGCAAGCAGUUUAAAAAUCAUAUGUUUUCAGCCUGUUUUUUGACCUUUUUUGUUUAUGUCCCUCACAGGGUAAAGGCAGUCAUAAGACCUACUGGCUGUGUAAAAAACAUGGAUUUAAUCCUCCUCUCGCCACUCACAGAUCUCCACCUAAUGACAGUCUUAAACCGCAGACAGAGGUGCAGUGAACACAUCUAAUGUUGAAAAGAAACAGCCAGCAAAGACAGAUUAAUUCACUUUAAUAAAUUUGCAUGUAAGAUAGUCAGGGUAAAACUGUUUUUCUGACAUGUGUUUGUGAUGUCUGUGCUUAAGAAACUCGGAGUGGCCAGACCUGCCGACAAAAAGGCCCAGAAAACCAUGACCAAAGCACACAUGACAGAUGGCAUGAUGACUACUGUGCACAUUUGA